Messenger RNA from Lucilia sericata (common green bottle fly), 2355 nucleotides. It is a transcript of the gene peng, whose product is annotated as protein penguin. Gene Ontology annotation, cellular component: nucleolus. Gene Ontology annotation, biological process: regulation of translation. Gene Ontology annotation, molecular function: mRNA binding. Lineage: Eukaryota; Metazoa; Arthropoda; Insecta; Diptera; Calliphoridae. Bases 121 to 2226 code for a protein of 701 amino acids. The transcript is spliced from 4 exons. The record is from RefSeq and is a predicted model, not a curated record.
GUACUUAACUGACAUAUCAAAUGAAAACAAUUCGUAUUGCAUUUUGAAAAAAGAAACGCACGUGUUACAGAAAAAGUAAAGUUUUAUAGAAAUUAUUAAAUUUAUUAACAAUUUACCGAUAUGAUAAAUACCAAAAAACGUGCCGCUGAUAAAAACAGCAAUGGCGAAGAGCCCUUAAAAAAGAAAACACCCAAAUUCGAAAAGAAUCAAGGUGAAAAUGAUAACAAAACACAGAAAUUUGGUAAACCCACCAAGUUUUCAGGAGCCAAAGGUGGCGCAGGUAAAGAUAGUAAAUUCAAGGGUAAAGGUGACAGCAAAUUUGCUGGAAAACCCGGUAAUAAGUUUGCCCCCCGACCAGGAAAUAAAUUUGCUGGCAAACCUAAGUUUGGCGAAAAGAAUGCUACUGAUGGUGAGCCAGAGAAAACUGAUUGGCGUAAAUUUAAACAGGAUAAAAAAGAUUUAAAAUUGAAACGUAAACAAUCCAAGAACACCUAUGAAAUAUCCAUAGAAGCCAAACAGAUCUAUGAAAAGUUAAAGUGUCGCAAAACCGAAAAGAAAGCUGAGUUAGUAGAGAAAUUAUACAAUUUAUUUAGUUUAGGAGAUACCAUCAAGAAAGUGGUAAUGGCCCAUGACACUGCCAGAAUAAUACAAUGUAUGCUUAAGUUUGCUACACCCUCCCUAAGGGAACAACUAUCGGAACGUUUAAUGCCUUUUGCGGUGGAAAUGUCCAUUUCAAAAUAUGCACACUUUUGUGUUUUACGUAUGUUUAAAUAUGGUUCGCCCGUUACAAAAUCCAAACUUGUUGAUUCAUUCAUAGGCAGCAUUGUAAAAUUGGCCUGCCACAAUAUAUCUAGCAAAAUUCUGGAUCAUGUUUAUCUUAGUGUAGCAAAUGCCAAACAAAAAGCUUACAUGCGUCAAGAGUUCUAUGGUGAUUUGUAUAAAAAAUCUAAGGAUGACAAUGUUAAAUGUCUGGCUGAUUGUUAUAAGGAAACUACUAAUAUGAAGGCGUCCAUUUUAAGUUCGGUUAAGGCAAAUUUAGAACAUGUUUCCAAUAAACAACUGGUUGAUAAUUCCUUGGUACAUGCUGUUAUGUUGGAAUAUGUUAAGGAAAUGGAAGAGGAUAAAGUGGAGGAGACAGUGACUAUGUUUGCUCCACUCAUUCCUCUCAUGUUGACCACUAAGGAUGGUUGUCAAGCGGCCAUUAUAUGUUUCCACAAAUCAACACCUAAAAAUAGAAGAGCUAUAAUUAAAAAUAUUAAAGAACACUUGGUAAAGAUAUGCACCCAUGAACAUGGGCAUAUUUUCGCCAUUGCCGUUCUCAAUGCAUUGGACGAUACAAAGGCAACCAAAAAAGCUAUAUACGAUACCAUACACCCAGAACUACAAACUCUUAUGGCUAAUCAGUGGGGUAGACGUGUAAUUGAAUGGCUCGUUUCACCUGGCGAUACCAACUGUUUCCAUCCCACAUUUAUAGCCACCAUAGAAGAAGGUCUACAAUAUGGUAAAAAGGAUAAAGAGGUGAGACGUAAAGAAAUUUUUGAACAAAUCGAAGAACCCAUUGCCACGGCUAUAUCAGAAAAUCCAGAAUUUUGGUUAUCGGAUAAACAUAUUGGUUUGGUUACAGCGGAAAUAUUAAAGAAAUUGACCUCCACAAAUUUUGCCAAUGCUGCUGCAGCUCUGGCUAAAAUCGUGGCCAAGUCUGAUUGGUCGGUUAGUGUUGAAGAGGAAUCGAAGGAUAAGAAAGUAAAAAAACCACAAGAUGUUGAAAAAAUUAUAGCAGAAGCUACCAAAUUAAAAACAAAGCAACGUAAACAGGCUCAGAAAAUCAUUAUUAAAGAGGAUAAUGAAGAAACCGCAGAAGGCGAACAGGAAGAGGAUUCCGAUAACGAAGAAAAGGAAGAACAGGUCUCCACUGUUAACGUUUUAGGCAUUGAAGAGGCUGGACUUCAUAUAGUUUUAAAGAAAAUCAUUAAGAGCGACAAAGAACGUUUGGCUCAGGAUAGCAGUAGUGAAACCUUUGGUAACUUUUUAAUACAAGAACUCAACGAAGACACUCUUAAGUCCUGGUUAAGUAUAAAUCGUGCCUGCUUUGUUUUACUCAAUAUUGUGGAAAACAACUCCGACGAUUUACUGAAACAAGUGAAAAAAUUGCUUAAACCUCAUACAGCUGUGUUGAAAAAACAAAAAUUCAAUGGAGCUCAAUUGUUGCAGAAGAAACUUGUUUAGUUUUUAAGUUUAAAAUUUUAUUAUUUUUCCAAAAUUUAUAAAAAAUAGGAAAACAAACUGAAAAAAAAUAUAUUAAACAAAUAAUAGUUUUUAUUUAAAAAACAAACGGAAACAUUUUCCUUUCAAAAU